This is a messenger RNA of Lobosporangium transversale, 468 nucleotides long. RefSeq lists its product as hypothetical. The coding region runs from base 86 to 346 and encodes 86 amino acids. The record is from RefSeq and is a predicted model, not a curated record. The transcript is spliced from 2 exons. NCBI's taxonomy places the organism in Eukaryota, Fungi, Mortierellomycota, Mortierellomycetes, Mortierellales, Mortierellaceae.
UCUUCAUCAUCAAGCCCCUACUCCUCAAUCUCCUCAAGCAGCUUUCAUUCCCUUAAAACCACAACAAGCGCAACUUUAGAUCAACAUGUACAAGUCCUUGGUUCUCAUCGGUGCUUUCUUGUUCUCUGCCGUCGCUGUCCAGGCUGCUCCUACUACUCAGGACAGUGGUUCGUGGUGCUACAACCCCAAGAAUGAACCUUACUGGGGUGCUGCCACUGCCUCCUGCUGCAAUGGCAACCUUGGAGACGACCGUCGCUGCCACAACAUCUCCGACUGCAGGGCUUUCUACCGCUGCUGCAUGAUUAAGUGGAACAGCGGCAACCACGAGUCUGAUAAAUGCUACUAAAUCAACUCCAGGGCAAGACUAACAUCAUCCGACUUACAAAAAAAGAAAGAAAAAAAAAUAUCUGUUACUCAACUACGGUCUAUUAUCAAUUUAUUUGAAAAUAAAUUUAUUCCUUGCCCCAC